AUGGUGGAAUACGAGUAUUUUACAACAGAGGAAGCCUGGAAAACUGGAAGGAGAAUUGUGGAACUUGACACAUUAUCUGAAGGUUUAAAGUCAUGUUUUGCCUGUGCCAGCCCUUUAUAUCUGGAAAACACAGUAAACAGUAAGAACUUUGGGCUUGCCAGUCUACUUGACAUCGCUUGUCAGAAGUGCGGCAAAGUCAAACGUGUGCACACUGGUCGUAAGCAUGGGAAAGUCUACGACAUGAACACAAAGCUUGCAAUUGCUAUGGCACAUUCUGGAGUUGGUGUUAGACAGAUAAACAGUAUUUUAUCUGCAUUAAACAUUCCACCUGUCAACCAUUCCUUGCUUGUUAGGAGACAGAAAAAUGAAAUUGAAGUCAGUGUGGAUGCUGGGUGGCAGAAAAGAGGGAGUGGGAAGGCAUAUGGUAGUUUUUCAGAACGAACAUCACAUAUUACUCAGAUAGCAGCUGUACAUGAUUCCAGUACAUUUUCUACAUAUGUAAUGCCACAAAGGAAAAUGUCACAAAAGGCAAAAGAAGUGACAGGUUUGUCCAUAGCUGGCCAGUCCAUGUUCUACAAAGGCAAACCAAUUGAUUACAUGUGUAUAAAUGAAGCUCUAGACAGGUUCUUUGAUUUCUUGCAGAAGUCUUCCAGUUUACCAGUAAUAUUAGUAGGACAUAACAUCAAAUCCUUUAACUGCAAAGUUCUCCUGCAUGCUGUGUACAACUGCAAUAAAUACCAUUACCUUCAGAAGUGUGUACAAGGUUUUAUGGACAGGUUAAAAAUUUUCAAAAAAACAUAUCCUGAUCUCUUACAAGCAGAGGGCAUCAGUGCAGAAUUUACUUGGGAAUUCAUAUACUGCUCACAAUGCACAAGAAGAUGUUAUUGCGUUGCCGACUUUGGUAAAUUCUGUGCAUUCAGAUGAAAAUGUUAAAACAGAACUGUCAUUUAGUUUAGAAAAAGCAGUUCAAUCAUAUGAAUAUGCCUGCAAUAUCUCCAGAAACAUCGCGUCUUUACAAUCAAUAAUUGAUAAGAAAGUAAUCAGCAAGGGUAUUGCAAGGUUGAUUGCUGGAAGUGGUCUCAAGUUUUGCCAUUUAUGUAUUGUAUAUAAACGUAACGGAACUGAUGGUUUGAGAAGGCUAUUGUCAGAGGUGUCUUAUGGU
This is a messenger RNA of Ruditapes philippinarum (Manila clam), 1162 nucleotides long. RefSeq lists its product as uncharacterized. Gene Ontology annotation, molecular function: nucleic acid binding. The record is from RefSeq and is a predicted model, not a curated record. The transcript has 4 exons. NCBI's taxonomy places the organism in Eukaryota, Metazoa, Mollusca, Bivalvia, Venerida, Veneridae. Bases 1 to 924 code for a protein of 307 amino acids.